Molecule: messenger RNA, 2380 nt
Organism: Volvox carteri f. nagariensis
Lineage: Eukaryota; Viridiplantae; Chlorophyta; Chlorophyceae; Chlamydomonadales; Volvocaceae
Exons: 9
Coding region: 143-2380 (745 amino acids)
Source: RefSeq, a predicted model, not a curated record
ACUUUCUUACAUACUAUAUUUGAUGCCCACAAUGCUAUGAUAUGUAAAUUACUCGACAACAUGCACACAGACCCGCGGCAUGUUACUAUGAGCGACUGAGACUGGUAGCGUUGUCCCUAUGCACCAAUAAGUUACAAGGGACAUGCCGCCAAGGGCCGCUGCAAACGCAGCGCCCGCUGUGCGCCAAGACUUCCCAUGGGCGCUGGGCAUCCUCGGCAACCCUGACGCGGACCCCACCCAGCUUCCCUUGGCACUUAACUACCUAUCUACAUUAAAUGUGUCAACCAGUUUACCGCAUGAUACCUCGGCUGUCACACAGCUCCUCACGCUGGCGACCCCAUUUGUAUGCGCCAAUGACACCGCGGUAAACACUACCGCCAUUAAGGUGGUCACGCGGCUGGUGUUCACGGACUCACAGAAUCACGAUGAGCUGCGGGAGGCGCUCCAACAACCAGCUAGCUUGCAGGCGCUGUGGGCGGUUUUGACCUACUUCCACGCCUCCUUCGACGCCUAUUCGGCCCGACUGCUGGUCAUCCAAUCAGAGCCCCCGGAGCCGCCAACCCCCGUGCGAAACCAGGGCAAACCAGAUUCCCGCAAUGCCAAGAACCCGCCGCCGCCACCCGUGGACCCGGAGACCACCCUGCCGGGACCCAGCAAGUACGCUCUGGACCUGGCCAUUACGGCUUUAAGCAGCCUGGUGGCCAGCAGCACGGCGGCUGAGGCGGCGGCGGUGGGGUUUAUGUGCUCUGACGUGGCACCGCUGCUGACAGUUUUGAAGCACCACUCCAGCAGGAUACAAGUCCUCGCGCUGCGCCUGAUCCGCACGCUGCUCCAAUCCGACACGAUGGCCAUAGUGCUGGCGGGUGCGGGGACGAUGGGGCAGCUGACGGAACUCCUGUGCAGCAGCCUCUUCGGUGCGGUGCGAGAGGAGGUGCUCCUGGCGUUGAUGAGGAUGAUGGGCAACUAUCCCCCUGCCAUGCAGCUGGCGUUAGACAGUGGCCUGCCCGCCGCCCUGCUCAAGCACGUAUUGGCACCCACGACGGGUGUGCCGCAGGAAGACCCGCCGACGCCACCACCGCCGCCACCUGGCUCCGAGACGCCUACCUCGCCGCGGCCUCCGGUGCCGCUGUCCCCCCGACCCGGAGCGUCACCCCGUCCCUCCGGGCCCUCUCCCCGGCCCGGGGCCACAAUGGACGGCACGGAGGCCGGGAUUGAGGUGCCGCCAGGACCGCCGCCCAUUGACUUUGCACGGCCGAUGCCCAGCUCGGCUGACCGGCUGCAGGAGCUAUCGGUCCAGAUGCUGCUACAGAUGUGCAAGCACCACCAUGGUGCAGUACAGCACCUCCUGCGCCUGGGUGCCAUGCAGCUGCUGCUGGCGCUGCUGCCCGCCCCCAAGCUGCCCGAGCUGCCCCCCAAGCCGCCCAGCAGUAAGAGGCCGUCAUCCGCUUCCGACACCUUCAUCGCCGGGCUGCCAGCGGCGCCGUUGAUGGAAGCCUGGUUGCCGUACAUCGACGGUCCACCGACGAUGCCGUUGCCGAAGGCGCCCCUGAAUUCUCAUCCUCUGGCGGCAAGCCUGCUGCAGAUGCUAGCUUGCUUGCUAUCUGAACCGGGUGUUCAGGACUAUUGGUGGUCGGUGCACUCCUCUAAGCGGCUCCACCUCCAGCUGAUGUACCUGCUGCGAACAGAUGCACCGCCAAAGCCCAAGCCGCAGUGUAUGCUGCAGCUCAUUAAGGACCCCCGAUGGCUGCAGCUGGCGCCGUAUCUGACAUUACUGCAGCAGACUGUACGACAGACAGAGGAAUGGGCACCGGCGAUGGUGGAGCCGAUGGCGGAGAUCCUACAACGCAUUAUGCAGACACGGCUGCCGCCGCCGCCGCGUGCAGUGGCCGCUUCGGCGGCGAGGCCGUCGCAGUCGACGACGUCGCCAGCACUUUCGCAAUCACCGACGGCCGAAGGCCCGCCGCUGCCGGCGGCAGAGCAGCAGCAGCUGCAACCACACGCAUCACAAGUGGCGCCGUCGGUGACGGCUGACGGGGCACCGCUGAACUUGCAGCGCAUGUGCAAUGCAGUCGCUAACGGCCUCAGCCAGGAAGCCAACGGCCUCAGCGACACGGACCUGAGCAGCGAGGAUGCGGUCAAGGCGCUGAAGGAGCUUGCCAAAAUGGUUCGCAAGGCUACCAGCCCCGACCCAAAGGCCAUUACUGCCGUGGCGGCGGCGCUGCUGGUGCUGCCCGAGUCUGCCAUCUACGCACCGCCGUGGCCGCCACUACCGUCGCCGCCGCCCACCCCACCCCCGCCGCCGCUGCCCACAUCACAGUACCUAUGGGAUGCGCUGGGCCGGCCCGUCAUGACUGACGGGAUCAAACUACCGCACCUGUGA